CGGAGAGAGAGCUCUUGACCCCGUCUCACAUUGCAACCUUUUUGACUAGUCCCAAUCAAGAUGGCGGUUAUUCCCACCACCGAUACGAUCGGCAAGACGUCACCAGCAACAACUUCGACGCGACGCGUUGCGCAGUUGACGGAGCAUCUUGCACCUGUGAGCGAGACAGAGCAGGUCAACUCAAGACCGACGUUGCCAAUCGACUACCCCAUCUCGAGACUGCAACUGGACGCGAACCACCACAUUGACGACAUCCGGCCUCUGAAGGUCGCGGUCAUUGGAGCUGGCUUGGCCGGCAUCAAUGCUGGAAUUCUAUUACCAGCAAAGGUGCCUGGGAUUCAGUUGACGAUAUUUGAGAAAAACAACGACGUGAGCGGAACGUGGCUGGAGAAUCAGUAUCCCGGAGUUCGAUGCGACAUACCAGCCCAUGUUUAUCAGAGCACAUUUGCUCCCAACACUCAAUGGUCCGAGAUUUUCGCCAAAGGUGCGGAGAUCCGCGACUACUGGCAACAAACAGCCAAAAAACAUGAUGUCUACAAAUAUGUCAAGUUAAGACAUCGUGUCGACGAUGCAUCAUGGGAUGACGCGAGGUCGAAGUGGAGUCUGAAGGUCUAUAAUUUGAUCGACGACUCUUCAAGCCAAGAAGACUUCGAUUUCAUUAUCACUGCAAUUGGACGGUUCAAUGCCUGGAAGCUGCCGGAUUACCCAGGUCUUGAUGAUUACAAAGGGCAUCUACGUCACACUUCGAAUUGGGAUCCUUCCUUUGACCCAACAGGGAAGAAGGUCGCAGUCAUCGGCAAUGGAGCUAGCGGACUGCAAAUUGUACCGCAUCUACAGCGUGUCGUUGAACACGUCACACAUUUCGUAAGAAAUCCAACAUGGAUAGCAACAAGUUGGGCUGGUGAUGAAAGGACUUUUGAGCCUCAACCGUAUCCAGCGGAUCAACUGGAAUCGUUCCAAGAUCCUGAGUCGUAUCUCAAGUUCCGCAAAGAUAUUGAGGAGAGGUACUGGCGACGUUUCCGAGCUAUGGUGCGAGGGUCUGAAGAGAAUGAAGGUAUCCGAGAGACGUUUAUCGAGGUAAUGAAAGCACGAGCGGCGAAGAAGCCCGAGCUCCUCGAUGGUCUGAUUCCAGACUUCGCACCACACUGCCGAAGGCUGACCCCUGGCCCUGGUUACCUUGAAUCCCUCACUGAAGAGAAUGCCGAACUUGUCAAAGCACCCAUCAAGCGAUUCACAGCCACUGGUAUUGAGACGGUUGAUGGCAAGAAGUAUGAGUUUGAUGCUAUCUUCUGUGCUACGGGAGCAAACACCGAUCUCGUCCCACCAUUCCCGAUCAAAGCGCGUGGUCUCGAUUUGAGCAAGGCCUGGAAGCCCGAUGGCGAGUUUGGAUUCCCUUACACGUACUUGGGCACUGCCACGCCCGGCUUCCCGAAUCUGUUCUUCCUAGCAGGGCCACAUGCCACAGGCCCCUCAGGGACGGUGCCGCAAGCCGUAGAGACAGCGCUCACCUUUUUUGCGAAGGUAUUACGAAAGGUGUCCUCACAAGGCAUCAAGUCGAUCGCUCCAUCUAAGGAGGCUGCAGAUGACUUCGUCGAUUACUGCGAUGCUUUCUUCCCAAGCACAGUCUUGACCGAUAACUGUUCGUCUUGGAACAAUGGAGGCCUUCCUGGACAGAGAAUUCAUGGCUUGUGGCCUGGAUCUGCUGCUGGACUCACACUUGUCAGGCGAGAUCCUCGCUGGGAAGACUGGGUGUACGAGCGCUCCAACAAGCAGAAUCGGUUUGCAUACUUUGGCAACGGAUACACUAGAAGAGAGACCGACGAGACUGCCGACUUGACUUCAUAUCUGAGAGCGCCAGGUAAAGAGCUUGACUUGAAGGAUGUUCACGAGAGCUGGUGGGAUUUGCCAGGUUCGACGAAGAAGUCGACGUAAGGGCCUUAUUCCAAACAAUGAAUUGAAUUAUUUUGAACACUGUAUCUAUUCAUCUACG
Boeremia exigua is the source of this 1990-nucleotide messenger RNA. RefSeq lists its product as uncharacterized. The coding region runs from base 61 to 1932 and encodes 623 amino acids. Gene Ontology annotation, molecular function: NADP binding; N,N-dimethylaniline monooxygenase activity; flavin adenine dinucleotide binding. NCBI's taxonomy places the organism in Eukaryota, Fungi, Ascomycota, Dothideomycetes, Pleosporales, Didymellaceae. The transcript is spliced from 3 exons. The record is from RefSeq and is a predicted model, not a curated record.